This is a messenger RNA of Elaeis guineensis (African oil palm), 3029 nucleotides long. The record is from RefSeq and is a predicted model, not a curated record. Lineage: Eukaryota; Viridiplantae; Streptophyta; Magnoliopsida; Arecales; Arecaceae.
UUUGCAAGCUGCUGGAUGCCUACAAUAAAAUUGUUGCCACAUAUUAAAUUAGAAAUCGAUAGAAUCCAUUUGGCUUCUUGUGGCAUGUCGUCUUUGACUAUUAAAGCACUCAAUGGAUGGCCAAAGUCUUGUGACCAGGUAGGCCUGCUGUGUCCCAAUCAUCAGUAAGUUUAUAGAAAAAAUUGCAAACCGACCAGCUCCAUCUGUUAAUUUGUGCUUCUGUACCUGCACACACAAACCAAAGUGAUUAGGGGAUUCUCCAAACCGAAGCAGGUCACCACUCACCACCCAUUACACAAGCAUGCGUUGAUUGGUCAUUCUAAUGUUUGGCGGGUCGUUUAGAACACAAGAUGUUUCUUCUGCCAACGGACAGGUUAUACCUUUCGCGCGAAAGCAGGAUUCACCUUCCUUCGUGCGAAUGCACCGUUGGCUCGCGCGAUGGUUGCUUCGAGGUCCGGGCAGAUGGAUGAAUGGCCGGUUCGGAGUGCUUUACGUUCGGUGCGGAUAGCGAUCGGACGGGUGAUGUACAGAAAGAAGAUGAAUCAUUCUUUCGCGACCCGAACCCGCUAGUUCCAAGGACCGCUUGUCAACAACCGUGCAUCCAGGUACUCCAGACAGAUAUGUCGAGCCACUCAAAGAUUCAAAGCUUUACGGGUCUCAUUAUUUUAUGUCAAGCCCCAGAAAGGGCUUGAACACCCCAAUCUGGUUUCUUGUUCUUCUACUUUGCUCGGCUCUUUCCUUUGUCUUUUGGAAGACUUCCCGUCAUGAUGAGAAUAGAGGAGAUGCUUCCAUCCAUACUUUGUUUGGUGGUCUCCAUCGCCGCAGGAUCAGCGUGGGUUGGAAACGCGGCGUCGACCUUGCCGGCCAAACAGAUCGAGAGAGGCUUCUCGGCCACCCACGACCCAUCCUACUCCGAGUUCCAGCCUCUCCUCGCCGACCCGAACGGCGUUUUCUCCCUGGGCUUCCUCCGCUUCAACUCCACCCAGCUCGAGCUCGCGGUCCUCCACCUCCCCUCCUCCCUGCCCGUCUGGCGCGCCAACCAGGCUCGCCCAGCACUCUGGACCAGGUCCACCUCCUUCUCCUUUAAUGGCACCCUAGUCCUCUCCGACCCGGAAACAGGGGUAAUCUGGUCGACCCCGACCGCCGGCGGGGACCGACUCGUUCUCCUCGACUCCUCCAACCUUCAAAUCCAAAAGCUCGGAGAUCCCGUCGAUGUUCUAUGGCAAAGCUUCGAUUUUCCAUCGGAUACUCUGGUCCAGAACCAGACCUUCACCUCGAAGGCCGCACUUCUCUCCACGAACCGGAGAUAUUCUAUGCGUCUGGGCUCGAAUUACUUCGCCCUUUAUAUGGAAGUCGGCGAAGACCCGUCGCCGAUGUACUGGAAGCACACGGCAAUGGAAGCCAGGGCCCAGAUCGUCCCUGGCGAAGGGUCGAUCUACGCCCGGGUCGAACCGGCCGGGUUCCUCGGCAUGUACCAAAACGAGAAGGCCCCCGUCGACGUGCUGCCCUUCGAUACGUUCAGCAGAGGGAUCUCCGGGCUCCGCCGCCUGACCCUGGAGCCCGACGGGAAUCUCCGGGCGUACUACUGGAAUGGCUCGACGUGGGUGCGGGACUUCACGGCCAUCACCGAGCCGUGCGGCCUCCCCAGCACUUGCGGGCCCUACGAGCUCUGCAGCACGGGGGAGCCCCGCUGCAAAUGCCUGGAUAACAGCACCGACAGGUGCCUUCCGGCGGGUUCUGGCGAUCUUUGCGCAUCGGAAGGAGAUGAUUUCUGGGUUUUGAGGAGGAAAGGCGUCGACUUGGCGAACAAGGAGCUUCUGGGGUUCCAAAAGGUGGGAUCUUUGGCGGAGUGCGAGGAUUCCUGCGAGCGGAACUGCAGCUGCUGGGGCGCCGUCUUCAACAACGCGACGGGGUACUGCUACGGAAUGGAUUACCCGAUCGGGACGGUGGUGGAGGGGGACGAGGGGAAGGUGGGGUACUUUAAGGUGAGGGGGAACGCCGGCGGGGGAGAACGAGAGGGAGCAAGCGCGGGGAAGAGGACGAGGGCGGCUUUGCUAGUGAUCGGUGUCGUUAUCUUCGCCGGGGCGGCAGGGUUCGGGGCUUACCAGGUGCGGAACCGGAUGAGGAUGAGAGGCGGCGUCGAUGGGUCGAUGACGGAAGGGCUCGCUCCGGGACCGUAUAAGGAUCUGAGCUCGGCCUCCUUUCGAUCGAUCGAGCUCUCCAACUCGUUUAAAAAGUGAGGUAGGCAAAGAGCGAGAGAUAGAUAGAGACAAGAGCACCUCGCUCUCCGGCCGGAGUGUCGUCGGCGGGGCGGGCCGGGGAGGGGAAGCGUGAAUCGUGUCUGAUAGCUGAUCCAUCUAUCCAACGGUUCUGAUUUUUAAGAUGAAAAUGAAACAAAGGAGAUAAACAUUUUCUAAUCAUAAUUAUUAUUCUUUUUCGUUGACUUUUUCUUUUUUAAAAAAAUCUUUUCAGCUCUUGGUGGAAUCCAAAAAUUUUGUUAGAUGAGUCACGGGUUUAGUGUAAGCUGGCUCAUCUGCGUUACUGUAAAUGGAUGAAUCUCGCGCGUUCAUCUAGACUACCAUCUUGUGGAUUGGUUCUCGAUCGUUGUGCCUCCGCUUUUUUUUAAUUAUUUUUAAUUUUUAAAUUAUUUUUUAAUAUUCCCUCGGUGACUUUAAUUCUAUUUUAUUUCAGCGGGCCAUAGCCCAGAAGCUUAAACCCUGAACCGCAAUUCCGGUCUCCUAGCUCGAGUGCGAGCGAGCCAUUCUCCUCCCCCCUUCCCUCUCUUUCGUCUCACUCCGAUGUAAUGUAAUUCUCUGUCUAUAGAAUUCUUUUCUUUCUAAACUCUCUGUUGGUUUGACUCAAGUUGAGAUUGAGAGCGGAUAAAAUUACUAGUUCUUUAUUCCGGUUCUUUACCCAAGUUAAGAGUCGUAUACGUAUGACCAUGAAUAUUGCGAACUGUCAUGGCACGACUCACGUGAAGAUGUCCAGAGAAUCGAAUUGCAAAGCUGUGCGUGGAUGUCUGACUUCCA